This is a messenger RNA of Phyllostomus discolor (pale spear-nosed bat), 6145 nucleotides long. RefSeq names its product dicer 1, ribonuclease III (gene DICER1). Lineage: Eukaryota; Metazoa; Chordata; Mammalia; Chiroptera; Phyllostomidae. The record is from RefSeq and is a predicted model, not a curated record. The transcript is spliced from 29 exons. Gene Ontology annotation, biological process: pre-miRNA processing; apoptotic DNA fragmentation; siRNA processing. Bases 348 to 6116 code for a protein of 1922 amino acids. Gene Ontology annotation, cellular component: cytoplasm; nucleus; RISC complex. Gene Ontology annotation, molecular function: protein binding; ATP binding; DNA binding.
CGGGGACCAGGCGACGGCGAGCGGGAGGAAAUGGCGGCGGCGGCGGCGCCGGGCGGCACCGAGAGGCCUGGGCUGUGACGCACGCGCCGGAGCGGGGUCCGAUGGUUCUCGAAGGCCCGCGGCGCCCCGUGCUGCAGGUUACCUAGGGUAUGAAUUAAUACAGACUUGGAAACUGAAAGAACUUAGACUCAGCAUUUUGAGAGCGGAAGCAUGGGCAUGCUGUGAUUUUCCAAUGAGCUGCUGUCACAAUGUCAAAAUGCAGUUCAGACAACAGCAACACAGAGGUCUCACACAUUAAAACGUAAGCUGUGCUAGAACCAAAAUGCAAUGAAAGAAACACUGGAUGAAUGAAAAGCCCUGCUUUGCAGCCCCUCAGCAUGGCAGGCCUGCAGCUCAUGACCCCUGCUUCCUCACCAAUGGGUCCUUUCUUUGGACUGCCAUGGCAGCAAGAAGCAAUUCAUGAUAACAUUUAUACGCCGAGAAAAUAUCAGGUCGAACUGCUCGAAGCAGCUCUGGACCGCAACACCAUCGUCUGUUUGAACACUGGCUCAGGGAAGACGUUCAUCGCCGUGCUGCUCACUAAGGAGCUGUCCUAUCAGAUCCGGGGGGACCUCACCAGACAUGGGAAGAGGACGGUGUUCCUGGUCAACUCCGCAAACCAGGUCGCUCCGCAAGUGUCCGCCGUCAGAACUCAUUCUGAUCUCAAGGUUGGGGAAUACUCAGACCUAGAAGUCAAUGCAUCUUGGACAAAAGAGAAAUGGAACCAAGAGUUUACUAAGCACCAGGUUCUCAUUAUGACUUGCUAUGUCGCCUUGAUUGUUUUGAAAAAUGGCUACUUAUCGCUGUCAGACAUUAACCUCCUGGUGUUUGAUGAGUGUCAUCUUGCAAUCCUAGACCACCCCUACCGAGAAAUUAUGAAGCUCUGUGAAAGUUGCCCAUCAUGCCCUCGUAUUUUGGGACUGACUGCUUCCAUUUUAAAUGGGAAAUGUGAUCCAGAGGAAUUAGAAGAAAAGAUUCAGAAACUGGAGAAAAUUCUUAAGAGUAAUGCCGAAACUGCAACUGACCUGGUGGUCUUAGACAGGUAUACUUCGCAGCCGUACGAGAUUGUGGUAGACUGUGGACCGUUUGUGGACAGAAGUGGGCUUUACGAAAGACUGCUGAUGGAAUUAGAAGAAGCACUUAAUUUUAUCAAUGACUGUAACAUAUCUGUGCAUUCAAAAGAAAGAGAUUCUACUUUAAUUUCUAAACAGAUACUGUCAGACUGUCGCGCGGUGCUGGUGGUCCUGGGGCCCUGGUGCGCGGACAAAGUGGCCGGCAUGAUGGUGAGGGAGCUGCAGAAGUACAUCAAGCACGAGCAGGAGGAGCUGCACAGGAAGUUUCUAUUGUUUACAGACACUUUCCUACGGAAAAUACAUGCACUAUGUGAAGAGCACUUCUCACCUGCCUCACUUGACCUGAAAUUUGUAACUCCUAAAGUGAUAAAACUGCUUGAAAUCCUACGCAAAUACAAACCAUAUGAGCGGCAGCAGUUUGAAAGCGUUGAGUGGUACAAUAAUAGGAACCAGGAUAAUUAUGUGUCUUGGAGCGAUUCUGAGGAUGAUGAUGAGGAUGAAGAGAUUGAAGAAAAGGAGAAGCCAGAGACAAAUUUUCCUUCUCCAUUUACCAAUAUUUUAUGUGGGAUUAUUUUUGUGGAAAGAAGAUACACAGCAGUCGUCUUAAACAGAUUGAUAAAGGAAGCUGGCAAACAAGAUCCAGAGCUGGCUUACAUCAGCAGCAAUUUCAUAACUGGACAUGGCAUCGGAAAGAAUCAGCCUCGUAACAAACAGAUGGAAGCAGAAUUCAGAAAACAGGAAGAGGUACUCAGAAAAUUUCGGGCUCAUGAGACCAACCUGCUUAUUGCGACAAGUAUCGUGGAAGAGGGCGUCGAUAUACCGAAGUGCAACUUGGUGGUCCGUUUCGAUUUGCCCACGGAGUAUCGCUCCUACGUUCAAUCCAAGGGACGAGCCAGGGCCCCGAUCUCCAAUUACAUAAUGUUAGCGGACACGGACAAGAUAAAAAGUUUUGAAGAAGAUCUGAAAACAUAUAAAGCUAUUGAGAAGAUCCUGAGAAACAAGUGCUCCAAGUCGGCCGAUUCCGGUGAGGCCGACGUGGAGCCCGUGGUGGACGACGACGACGUCUUCCCGCCGUACGUGCUGAGGCCCGACGACGGCGGCCCGCGAGUCACGAUCAACACGGCCAUCGGGCACAUCAACAGAUACUGCGCAAGACUGCCCAGUGACCCGUUCACUCACCUGGCUCCCAAGUGCAGGACCCGGGAGCUGCCUGAUGGCACCUUCUACUCCACGCUGUAUCUGCCAAUCAACUCGCCUCUCCGAGCCUCCAUUGUUGGUCCACCAAUGAGUUGUAUACGAUUGGCUGAGAGAGUUGUGGCUCUUAUUUGCUGUGAGAAACUGCACAAAAUUGGCGAACUGGAUGACCAUUUGAUGCCCGUUGGAAAAGAAACUGUUAAAUAUGAGGAAGAGCUCGAUUUGCAUGACGAAGAAGAGACCAGUGUCCCAGGCAGACCGGGUUCCACGAAGCGAAGACAGUGCUACCCAAAGGCAAUCCCGGAAUGUCUGAGGGACAGCUAUCCCAAGCCAGAUCAGCCCUGCUACCUGUACGUGAUCGGAAUGGUUCUCACCACACCGCUACCUGAUGAGCUCAACUUCAGGAGGCGGAAGCUCUAUCCCCCUGAGGACACCACAAGAUGCUUCGGAAUACUGACAGCCAAACCCAUACCUCAAAUCCCGCACUUUCCUGUGUACACGCGCUCUGGGGAGGUGACCAUAUCCAUCGAGCUGAAGAAGUCCGGUUUCACCCUGUCUCUUCAAAUGCUCGAGCUGAUCACCAGACUCCACCAGUACAUAUUCUCGCACAUCCUUCGCCUCGAGAAGCCUGCACUAGAGUUUAAACCCACAGACGCCGACUCAGCGUACUGUGUUCUACCUCUGAAUGUUGUUAACGACUCCAGCACUUUGGACAUUGACUUCAAAUUCAUGGAAGAUAUUGAGAAAUCCGAAGCUCGCAUAGGCAUUCCCAGUACAAAGUAUUCAAAAGAAACACCCUUUGUUUUUAAAUUGGAAGAUUACCAGGAUGCAGUUAUCAUUCCAAGGUAUCGAAAUUUUGAUCAGCCUCAUCGAUUUUAUGUAGCUGAUGUGUACACUGAUCUUACCCCACUGAGUAAAUUUCCUUCCCCCGAGUAUGAAACUUUCGCAGAGUAUUAUAAAACAAAGUAUAACCUUGACCUGACCAAUCUCAACCAGCCGCUGCUGGAUGUGGACCACACAUCUUCAAGACUCAACCUUCUGACGCCUCGCCACUUGAACCAGAAAGGGAAAGCUCUCCCCCUGAGCAGUGCUGAGAAGAGGAAAGCCAAGUGGGAGAGCCUGCAGAACAAACAGAUCCUGGUUCCGGAGCUCUGUGCCAUCCACCCCAUUCCAGCAUCACUGUGGAGAAAAGCGGUCUGCCUGCCCAGCAUACUCUACCGCCUUCACUGCCUUCUGACCGCGGAGGAGCUGCGCGCCCAGACGGCCAGCGACGCUGGCGUGGGCGUCCAGUCCCUUCCUGUGGAUUUUCGAUACCCUAACUUAGACUUUGGGUGGAAAAAAUCUAUCGACAGCAAAUCCUUCAUCUCAAUGGCUAACUCCUCUCCAGCUGAAAAUGAUAAUUACUGCAAGCACAGCACAACUGUCCCUGAAAAUGCUGCGCAUCAAGGUGCUAAUAGAGCCUCCUCUCCAGAAGAUCAUGACCAAAUGUCUGUGAGCUGCAGCGCGUUCUUCGGUGAGCCGUCCGGUAGACUCCCGGUUGAAGUUUCAAGAGACCCGACAGCAAUUAAUGGUCUUUCUUACCAUGGAAAUCUUGCCAAUGGCAGUUAUGACUUAGCUAACAGAGACUUUUGCCAAGGAAAUCAGCUGAAAUGCUACAAGCAGGAAAUACCUGUACAACCAACUACCUCAUAUCCCAUUCAAAAUUUAUACACUUACGAGAACCAGCCCAAGCCCAGCGAUGAAUGUACUCUACUGAGUAACACAUACCUUGAUGGAAAUGCUAACUCAUCUACCUCAGACGGCAGUCCCGUGGUGGCCGCGGUGCCUGGUACUCCGGAAGCUGUUACGGUCCUCAAAGGCGGGACGGGCUCUGAGCGGGGUCCUCCUCCCGGGUACUCCUCGAGGACUCUCGGCCCAAAUCCCGGGCUCAUCCUUCAGGCUUUGACCCUUUCAAACGCUAGUGAUGGAUUUAACCUGGAGCGGCUGGAGAUGCUCGGUGACUCCUUUCUAAAGCACGCCAUCACCACGUACCUGUUUUGCACUUACCCCGAUGCUCACGAGGGCCGCCUUUCCUACAUGAGAAGCAAAAAGGUCAGCAACUGUAAUCUCUAUCGGCUCGGAAAAAAGAAGGGACUGCCCAGCCGCAUGGUGGUGUCGAUAUUUGAUCCCCCUGUGAACUGGCUUCCUCCUGGUUAUGUAGUGAAUCAAGACAAAAGUAACGCAGAUAAAUGGGAAAAGGAUGACAUGACAAAGGACUGCCUGCUGGCCAACGGCAAGCUGGACGAGGCCUCCGAGGAGGACGAGGAGGAGGAGGAGGACCUGGCGUGGCGGGCCCCCAGGGAGGACGCCGACGACGAGGACGACCUCCUGGAGUACGACCAGGAGCACAUCAAGUUCAUAGACAACAUGCUGAUGGGGUCCGGCGCUUUCGUCAGGAGGAUCCCUCUCUCCCCCUUGUCCACCGCCGACUCUGCGUACGAAUGGAAGAUGCCCAGGAAGUCCUCCCUGGGCAGCAUGCCCUUCUCGUCCGACUUCGAGGACUUCGACUACAGCUCGUGGGAUGCCAUGUGCUACCUGGACCCCAGCAAAGCCGUGGAGGAGGACGACUUCGUGGUGGGCUUCUGGAGCCCCUCGGAGGAGACCUGCGGCGCCGACGCCGGGAGGCAGGCCGUCUGCUACGACCUGCACACGGAGCAGUGCAUCGCCGACAAGAGCAUCGCGGACUGCGUGGAGGCCCUGCUGGGCUGCUACCUGACCAGCUGCGGCGAGCGGGCCGCGCAGCUCUUCCUCUGCUCGCUGGGGCUGAAGGUGCUCCCCGUGGCCGGGAGGGCUGGCCGGGACAGCGCCCCGGGCCCCGCUCGCGGGAGCCUCGGCAGCCAGCAGAGGAGCCUUUCGGGAGGCCGGGCUGCCGCCCCCGCAGCCGGCCCGCGCGCCUCCGCGCCCAGGGACUUGGAGUACGGCUGCUUGAAGAUCCCGCCGAGGUGUAUGUUUGACCAUCCGGACGCGGACAAAACACUGAAUCACCUGAUAUCAGGUUUUGAGAAUUUUGAAAAGAAAAUCAACUACAGAUUCAAGAACAAGGCUUACCUUCUACAGGCUUUCACGCACGCCUCCUACCACUACAAUACCAUUACUGAUUGCUACCAGCGCCUAGAGUUCCUGGGAGAUGCGAUUCUGGACUACCUCAUAACCAAGCACCUUUACGAAGACCCUCGGCAGCACUCCCCAGGGGUCCUGACCGACCUGCGCUCCGCCCUGGUCAACAACACCAUCUUCGCGUCGCUGGCCGUGAAGUAUGACUACCACAAGUACUUCAAGGCCGUGUCCCCGGAGCUCUUCCACGUGAUCGACGACUUCGUGCAGUUCCAGCUCGAGAAGAACGAGAUGCAGGGCAUGGAUUCCGAGCUCAGGAGGUCUGAGGAGGACGAAGAGAAGGAAGAGGACAUUGAAGUCCCCAAGGCCAUGGGAGACAUUUUUGAGUCACUAGCCGGCGCCAUCUACAUGGACAGCGGGAUGUCGCUGGAGACGGUGUGGCAGGUGUACUACCCCAUGAUGCGGCCGCUGAUAGAAAAAUUUUCUGCAAAUGUGCCCCGUUCCCCUGUGCGAGAAUUGCUUGAAAUGGAACCAGAAACCGCCAAAUUUAGCCCGGCUGAGAGAACUUACGACGGCAAGGUCAGAGUCACCGUGGAAGUGGUAGGCAAGGGGAAGUUCAAAGGUGUCGGCCGCAGCUACAGGAUCGCCAAAUCCGCAGCAGCACGCAGAGCCCUACGAAGCCUCAAAGCUAAUCAACCUCAGGUUCCCAACAGCUGAAACCCCUUUUUAAAAUUCAAAAAAAGAAA